Messenger RNA from Fonsecaea monophora, 933 nucleotides. RefSeq lists its product as hypothetical. The record is from RefSeq and is a predicted model, not a curated record. The transcript has 4 exons. The coding region runs from base 1 to 933 and encodes 310 amino acids. Gene Ontology annotation, biological process: protein phosphorylation. NCBI's taxonomy places the organism in Eukaryota, Fungi, Ascomycota, Eurotiomycetes, Chaetothyriales, Herpotrichiellaceae. Gene Ontology annotation, molecular function: protein kinase activity; ATP binding.
AUGGCUUCUCUGUUUCGUUUGGGCCAACUACUAAGAGGUAGUGCCGGCACAUAUACAAUCCAAAAGCAACUACACGAAUCCAUUUGGCUGGCAAAGAGCCACAGUGAGCAAACCGUCGUUAUCAAAAGCGUUCGGCACUUUCGUCUCGACAAUGAGCGGGCAGUUCUCAAACGCUUUCAAGCCAGGACAUCCUCUCUCCGGCCUCUGAUCGACGAGAUACAUGACCCUGCCGAUACUCCAGCACUCGUACUGAGACAUCUCGAUGACGACCUCCGGAGAGCAUCUGCAUCCCAACGGCUCACUAAGUCCGAAAUCAAAUACGUCGCCAAAAGUGUCCUCGAGGCCCUAAAGUUGCUGCACGAGGAGCAUUACGUACACACAGAUGUCAAGUUAGAUAAUGUCUUGGUCAACUACGGAAAGGGAGAACAUCGUUUCACCGACGUCCAGUUGAGUGAUUUGGGAAACACUGUUCCUGACAAUUCUCCUUGGGCAAGAGAUUGUGACAUGAUCGGGGCACCAAUCUGGCGAAGCCCUGAAGCAAUGCUCCAAAUCGGUUGGGGAACUCCAACUGACAUUUGGUCCUUUGGUGCUAUGCUCAUUGCGCUGAUCUAUGGCGAUGACUGGUUUAUAUUUAAACCAGAUGUGCCUGCUGACCAUGAGGAGUACGAAUUGAGGAUUCUCAUGAGGCAGCAUCAAUUUUUUGGACCAUUUCCAGCGUCUCAUGGAGAAAUAGCGAACGAUGAUGUUUUAGCCAUCCUGGAUUAUGUCAUGGACAGCGUACCACCCGAGAAGAUGAAGCCUUUUGGACGUAUUGCCGAGCGAGAGGUGUCCAAGGAAGACAAGACCUUUUUACUCAAGAUAAUGAAGCUUGAUCCGAGAGAUAGGCCUACGGCGAAGCAGCUUGCGGAGGAUGAGUGGUUUAAGGGUAGUUGA